CCUAGAUGUGGAGAGAGAGACAGGUGUCGAAGGGUAACAGGUGGAGUUUUUUCAGGACAAGGAGUAAUUAUAUUCCUGCUACAAACCACUGGUAUUGAGACACUGGUACAAAAAUGGGACUUGCAAACAGGAUAGAUGAUUAUAAGCUUGCAGCAACCUUGGAGAAUGAUGAGAAGAAGCGUAAAAAGCAGGUGUACAAAGCAAUGGACAAGAUGGAUAUGGAGAAGCUGAAAAAGGAAGUUGACUUGGAUGACCACAAGUUGAGCUUGGAUGAACUUCACAAGAAAUACGACACAGAUUUAACAAGGGGUCUAACCUCAACUCAAGCUAAGGAGGUCUUUCUUUGUAAUGGCCCAAACACCCUGACCCCUCCACCAACUACCCCUGAGUGGGUGAAGUUCUGCAAGCAGCUCUUUGGCGGGUUCUGCAUGAUGCUUUGGAUCGGAGCUGCCCUCUGCUUUCUAGCCUAUAUGAUCCAGGUCGUGUCUGAGCAGGAGCCAGACAGUGAUAAUUUGUACCUGGGUAUUGUGCUCUCGGUUGUUGUCAUCAUCACUGGAUUGUUCUCUUACUACCAAGAGGCAAAGAGUUCAAAGAUCAUGGACUCCUUCAAGAACCUAGUCCCACAGCAAACACUGGUUAUCCGUGAUGGUGAGAAGAAGAACAUCAAUACUGAAGAAGUGGUGGUCGGUGACUUGGUUGAAGUUAAAGGAGGAGACAGAAUCCCUGCUGAUUUGCGCAUCAUCUCUUCCAGUAGCUGCAAGGUAGAUAACUCUUCUCUCACUGGUGAAUCCGAGCCCCAAACUCGUAGUCCCGACUUCACUCAUGACAAUCCCCUAGAGACUAGAAAUAUUGCCUUCUUUUCUACCAACUGUGUUGAAGGAACUGCCAGAGGUGUUGUCAUCAACACUGGUGACCACACUAUUAUGGGUCGUAUUGCCACCUUGGCUAUGAGUCUGGAUGGUGGGAAGACGCCAAUCGCCAUUGAAAUUGAGCAUUUUAUCCACAUCAUUACCGGUGUGGCCAUCUUUCUGGGCCUGACUUUUCUUAUCCUCUCCCUCAUCUUGGGGUAUGGGUGGUUGGAGUCUGUCAUCUUUCUCAUUGGAAUAAUCGUUGCCAAUGUGCCAGAGGGUCUGCUGGCUACUGUAACAGUGUGCCUAACUCUGACUGCCAAGCGGAUGGCCAAAAAGAACUGCCUGGUGAAAAAUCUGGAAGCUGUGGAGACCCUGGGCUCCACCUCCACCAUCUGCUCCGACAAGACCGGAACCCUGACCCAGAACAGGAUGACUGUGGCCCACAUGUGGUUUGACAACCAGGUCCAUGAUGCCGACACCACGGAGAACCAAAGUGGUACCUCCUUUGACAAGACCUCUGAAACCUGGGCGGCCCUGGCUAGAAUUGCUGGCUUGUGCAACCGUGCUGUCUUCCUGGCAGAGCAGACCAAUGUACCAAUCCUCAGGAGAGAUGUGGCCGGUGAUGCCUCAGAGUCUGCGCUGCUGAAGUUUGUCGAACUCUGUUGUGGAUCUGUUAAAGACAUGAGGGAAAAGUACAGUACAGUUGCAGAGAUCCCCUUCAACUCCACCAACAAAUACCAGCUGUCCAUUCAUAAGAACCCCCUGGCUGCUGAGUCUAAUCAUCUACUGGUAUUAAAAGGAGCCCCUGAGAGGAUUCUGGAUCGCUGUUCUACUAUCCUGAUACAGGGCAAAGAACAGCCUCUAGAUGAUGAGAUGAAGGAAUCCUUCCAGAAUGCCUAUGAAGAGCUGGGUGGGCUGGGAGAGAGAGUGCUCGGUUUCUGCCAUUUUCAGCUUCCUGACAAACAGUUUCUGGAUGGCUAUGACUUUGACUGUGAACAAUGUAACUUUCCCACUGAGAAUCUGUGCUUUGUUGGCCUCAUAUCCAUGAUUGACCCUCCCCGUGCUGCUGUCCCGGAUGCUGUGAGCAAGUGUAGAAGUGCUGGAAUCAAGGUUAUAAUGGUCACUGGUGAUCACCCCAUUACUGCUAAGGCGAUUGCUAAGGGUGUGGGUAUCAUCUCUGAGGGUAAUGAGACUGUUGAAGACAUUGCUGCUCGUCUGAAUGUUCCAGUUUCUGAGGUCAACCCAAGGGAUGCCAACGCAUGUGUCAUCCACGGUGGAGAGCUGAAGGACAUGACAGAGAAACAGUUGGAUGACAUCUUAAACUAUCAUACUGAGAUUGUGUUUGCCAGAACUUCUCCUCAGCAGAAGCUCAUCAUUGUGGAAGGUUGCCAGCGUCAGGGUGCCAUCGUGGCUGUUACAGGUGAUGGCGUGAAUGAUUCCCCUGCCCUGAAGAAGGCUGACAUUGGUGUUGCUAUGGGUAUUGCUGGAUCUGACGUUUCCAAACAGGCUGCAGACAUGAUCCUUCUAGAUGACAACUUUGCCUCCAUUGUCACCGGUGUUGAAGAGGGCCGUCUGAUCUUUGACAACUUGAAGAAGUCUAUCGCCUAUACACUGACCAGUAAAAUUCCAGAGAUGUCUCCAUUCCUCCUAUUAAUCGUUGCUAACAUUCCACUGGCCCUGGGAACAGUCACCAUCCUCUGUAUUGACUUGGGAACUGACAUGAUCCCUGCUAUCUCCCUGGCCUAUGAAGAAGCAGAGAAUGAUAUCAUGAAGAGACAGCCCAGAAAUGCCAAAACAGACAAACUGGUGAACCAGAGGCUCAUUAGCAUGGCCUACGGUCAAAUUGGUAUGAUUCAGGCCACAGCUGGGUUUUUCACAUACUUUGUGAUCAUGGCUGAAAAUGGGUUCUUUCCCACAGAUUUGAUAGGUAUCCGUGUGGACUGGGAAAACAGCUACAUCAACGACAUUGAGGACAGCUACGGUCAACAAUGGACAUAUGAAAGCAGAAAGGUUGUCGAGUUUACGUGCCACACAGCGUUCUUCGUCAGCAUCGUUAUUGUGCAGUGGGCCGAUCUGAUCAUCUGUAAGACCAGGAAGAAUUCCCUUGUUAAACAGGGACUAAUGACGAACCGUGUUCUACUUUUCGGCUUGUGUACCGAAACGGCCAUGGCUCUUUUCCUGUCCUAUUGCCCUGGAUUGGAUGUUGCUCUCAAAAUGUACCCACUCAAGCCUUGGUGGUGGUUAUGUGCAUUACCCUACUCUCUGCUCAUCUUCCUGUAUGACGAGGUUAGGAAAUACAUUCUGCGACGGAACCCAGGAGGUUGGGUGGACCAGGAGACAUACUACUGAAACAAAGAGGCCAGGAUUACUGUCACUCUGGUACUGCAUCUCAACCAACAACAUUACAUUUAACUCUUAUGUAGCAGUUUCAGCCAAUGAACACUGAUAAUGGACUACAGUGAGGAGGUCUUGAUUAUUCUCAUGUAAUUUGGGAUAAACAUUAAUUAUGUACAACUCUAUUCAAUCUGUACCACUGAAGUAUUACAUAUUAUUUCCCAUUUUUUCUCCAGUUGAGCUGAAAUGUGCAGCGUUUACCCUAAAUAUAUAAAUAGGAGCAUUGCCUUGAAUGUAAAUCCAAUAAAGAAUUGUGCUGAUCAAGUACAUUUUGACCAGUUGUUUUAUGGAGUUAAAACAGCGAAGUGAAAAAGCCCCAUAUCAGUAUACAUUUUAUUGGAAUAGGAAUAAAAACAUUUUGGAUUUUUGAUACAUUUAAUAUUUUCGUGGAUGGGGUAAUUGCCUAACACAAAGCCAACAUGUCCUGUUGCUUAAAAAUUUGAGUUCUCUAAAUUGAUUAUAUAGUUUUUUCAAUUAAUUGCUAUUAAUCUACAGCUAAAGAAUUUCCUAUUAAUAAAUAUAUCUAUGACUUUAAGAUCCCAAGGACUGGUGUCACUUUCUGUUAUGAGCACACUAAGACAUUGUGAACCAGUAUAAUUUCAAACGAAAACUAGCUCUGUUGGGGUUGCUGAUCAGUCCAUCAGUGCAUUUGGCUGAGGAGUAUAGAGUGGUGGGGUCAGAGAACAAUAUACAACAGAGUGACUAAGUGUGUAAGUCAGUAUGUCGGGGAUAUACAGUGGGGAGAACAAGUAUUUGAUACACUGCCGAUUUAGCAGGUUUUCCUACUUA
Esox lucius (northern pike) is the source of this 4034-nucleotide messenger RNA. Its product is annotated as sodium/potassium-transporting ATPase subunit alpha-1. The record is from RefSeq and is a predicted model, not a curated record. Gene Ontology annotation, molecular function: ATP binding; P-type sodium:potassium-exchanging transporter activity; ATP hydrolysis activity. Gene Ontology annotation, cellular component: membrane. Gene Ontology annotation, biological process: proton transmembrane transport; intracellular potassium ion homeostasis; intracellular sodium ion homeostasis. Bases 114 to 3200 code for a protein of 1028 amino acids. NCBI's taxonomy places the organism in Eukaryota, Metazoa, Chordata, Actinopteri, Esociformes, Esocidae. The transcript is spliced from 21 exons.